GAACGUGGCGGCGCGCUACCAAGCAGCAAUCCCUUGGUAGACCUGAAGUUUGCAUAUAGCUUGCUGGUUAGCGUGAGCGUGUUGAAGAAUCGUGGAGUUAAAAAUAAUGUUUAAAUUCUGUUAUUUAAUGGCAUUUGAAGUAUUAUGAAGUGCGGUGUACCAGAACGAACCGAUCAAAUUCGGCUGCCAUAGCGAUAUCUCUCUACUGUGAUGGUGAGUGAGCCAUAACAAUCUGAGCUAACGAAGCUAACGCAGACUAACAACACUUCUCUCCAUAUGAGGCACGUUUUCAGAGUUAAUACGCCUUUAUGUAUGUUAUCUGGUAACUGAUUGUCAGUAUUCAUGCUUUACUUUCUGUUGCAGACCUGCAAACUAGGUGGCCUGUUCAGCAUUGGCGAGGACUUUGAUGAUGAGGUGACUCUCAGCACCGAACACACCUGAGUUCAAUUCUUCAUUAUCUGUCCGGUUUCUUAGGGUUGCAAAGGGGUGCAAAAUUUCCAGAAACUUUCCAUGGGAAGUUAAGCUGGGGAAUUUUGGAAAUAUUCAAAAUUAGAAACUUUCCAUGGGAAUUAUCUAGAAUUUAUGGGAAUUAACUGGAAAUGAUGGGUAAUUUAAACAAACUGUAUCAUAUCCAAACAUGAAUGUAAAUAUCUUUCCUUCAACAUUAGCUUGUGUGAAUGCUUCCACACAUCAGAUGGUGAACGUGGCAUUUUUCUGUAAAAUAAAGUAACAAAAAAGCUUGUAAAAACACUAAUGCAAUGGCAUGAACAGAAAUGGAGUUGGCUUAACAACUGCAAUGGUUUUCAAAAUAAUUUAUUGUAUGAUUUCAGAAAACCGUCUUGCAGGAGUCAGCAGAAACAUUAUCACAUUUGAGGUAGCUACCACCACCAUAAUAAGCCAGCCCCUUAGGUGGUCAAUGAAAUGAAAAAUAGCUUACAUUUAACACCUAUUUUUAUUUACAUUUUUGCAAGUUAAAUAUUGAUACUAUUAAAGAUUUAAAUAUAUUUACCCCAUAAUGUUAUCAAAACCUGACUUUAUAUAGUCCGUGGGCUCAAAUGUCUUGUGCUCUGGGCUCAAAAGUGUGGCCUCCAGGGUUGAAGAAAUCAUCUGUGCGUGUGAUGGAGGAUUGCACAGUGCAUGUAGGGGGUGUGGCCUCAAUAGCCCUGCAGUAAGCAGUGUGCUUUGUGCAUGUGAUUGAGGAGUGUACUUGCAUUAAAUCUGGUUGUUUUAGCCAAGAUUAUGCUACAGUAUGUUUUCCCCAACUACAUUUAGGUUCCCCGUUGAAUGCCAACCUUCAAUUUUGUGAAUUUCAGAUUUAUUCUUGUUAAUUCCCGUGGAAAGUUUCCAACUUUGAAGAUUCACAGAAUUUUGCAACCCUAGCCCGGCUGCUAAUGUAUCAUAACAUUAUGAUCCUCUUUCUGUUCCUCUGAUCUUAACCUGUUAAUGUGCUGAUAUAUGCAUCUGUGUGUGUGUGUGUAUGUGUCUCAGGAUCUGCUUGGGGCAGACUGGGCUGUGCCUCCAGUGUCUGGACCAGCCAAUGUGGCAGCUGCUGUCUCAUCCUGCGCUCUGCGGGCCACCUCUGUUCCUCACAGAGGGCUGGAGAAAGAUGGCUGUCAGCAGACUGGAGAGAGAUCAGCUGCUUCGUGUGACAGCUCAGCCUCCAAAAGCAGCAUGUGCACUUCUGCUGGACUAACGGUUUCCACAGGUUUGAGACAGCUCUCCUCCCUGUCUCCCUCUGUGCAGGCCCAAUCACUCCCUCCUCCCCUGCCUCCACUGAUCAAUAACUCUACGCCCAGUUUGAACACACAACACAGUCAUGGCAAUAUUGAGUUGGUGCUGAAGCCCAGCGUGGGUCAGGAUGACUUUGAUGACUGGGAUGUCGACCUGGCAGACCUGGAGGAGUUUGACAGCCAACAGGGGCCGCCACCUCAACCUCCUGCUCCAGCGAAGCAUGCCCCAGCAGUUGAUUCUUUGUCUUCUGCCAAAACCCUGAGACCCCCAGCUUGUGUGGGGAUUCAAACACCACCAAAUGUGAGCUUGAGAGCACUCAGCACUGCACAUCAGACCACUUCUUCAUUCAAGCCUCCUCUACUAGCACAACCCCAAAAUCCACAUUUGCGCCCUUCUUUUAUGUCAGCCCCUCCAUGGACUCCUGGUGCUUCCCCUGGCUUUAAUGCAAAUUUUCCAGUCCCCAGCCCCAUUUCCAGGACACUUAUCAGGCCCCAGCAGCCACAGAGACAAUGGUCAACUCCAGGACCCUCCCCUCAGGCACGUGGCCUAUUUGAAACUGUUACCCCAGCUCCCUCUGCGUCUCCCUCCUCUACUUUGCACCCUCUUCCCCUCCACACACCGGUCCUCACUAACCGCCUGGUCCAACUCGUAUCAGCGUCCAAUAAGCUUCCAAAGAAGAGGCCUCGCUCUGAACCUCAUAGACCCAGGACCAGACGCUUCCCUGGACCCGCUGGACUCCUGCCUCAGCAAGUCAGUCUCAUCCCGAAUACUCUUUUCAGCUGUCUGGUUGCAGUUUGUUCAUCUUUUUGUGUAAUAUCUCCCUUGUGUCAUAGCGCUGUUGCUGCAGCUCCUCUGGGGUUUAGUCACCAAAACGAAUGAAAUGACUGUCACAGGAAUCUAUCAGUUAUGAGCUUGUUUUUCUACCAUGGUACAGUGUAAUAAUUUAAUUCUCCUCUUCCAGCCGCAGGGCCCAAGCUUGGAUGAAAUAGUGGUCUCUGUCCCUGUGGCUCCUGCUCACAGUGCUGCCGCCCGCUUACCAAGCCAGGUAAUGAAAUCAUAGAGACAGAGAGCUGCACAAAACACAUAAAAGUAUGCUUCAUCAUUUUCUAUAAAGAAGAUAAACUGACACAAUGAUGUCAUCUAAAGGAGAUUGGAUUUAUAUAAGCAGUAUUUUUAUGAUUGAUGCACUUGAUGGAUAGUGCACUAAAUUUAUGGUAGUAAAUAGAUUUAAGAAAAAGGUGUUUCAUUAUGAUUUUUCGGCUCAAGAGUCCAAAAAGAAAAAGUUCAAGACUGACUUGUAUUUGUCCUCUCUGCGCCUUUGAACUCUAAAUGACUUCAACCAGGGAUCAAUGAGAAAAAUAGACGAUUUUUCUCUUAUUUUACCGUUCAGUACAUUGACUUAUCCUGUUUCAUUCCUGACAAAUGCAGCGAGUGGGAAAAAAUCUCCUGCUAAAAGCUGCUGCUGUCAGCUCCUCACCAAACACUCAAUAUUGCUCUCAGUCCCUCCCGUGCCACUCGUCCCUUCAGGUUUCUAAGAAUCUUUUCCUCUAAAACAAGAGAAACAUUUAUUAUCAAUGUGAACAAGUUCCCACAAAGAACAGAGGAGUGAUGGCAGCAUGACCUCAUCCUCUGCCUCUCACCCAGUGCAGGCUGGGAACCGCUUUCUGCACGCAGAAUAGGAUAAAGGAGCGGAGAAGCUGGAUCGAUGUUUGUUCACUGAAUGGAUGUUUUUCUCCACUUACUAUGACAAGAGAAUCAAUAAAUGACCAAACAUACGGAACAGGCGCAUUUCCUACGUGAAACAGUGGAGGAAUAACUCAUCAUCUUCUCGUCUGCAGCUGACAGGACUUUUGUUUAGUUUUGCCAGCAGUGGCCAUUUAGUAUUUCCAACAUGUUAAAUAGCUGUCUGAUUGUGUAACCUUAUAAAAGGAGUCACGGAAGUGAUCCAGGCUGCAUAUGUGGAAUAAAUGCUCAGAGUAACAAGUUCAACCAAGGAAUGAAUGAAACAGCUGCGUGCUGAAAGGAAGAAAAUAGGAAGAAAAACAGCUUGCAUUUUAAAAUCAAGUGUGAAGUCGUUGGAUGUCAAAUUACUGUAUUGAAAUACACUCCCCCAAAAUUCAUUUAUCUAACUGUGUUCAGCACAAAGUUAUUUAUGCGCCGAAUUUUAACAUUUCUUCAUUUUUUUCAGUUAAACAAACUGGUAUAAAACAUAUCCAUUGAUAGACAUUACCUCAUCUGUAAGCAAGAUUCCUGUCUGUGUAACCUCAGUUGAAUUUUUCAACAGCAAAGACAACAUUACCCGUGAUCCCAUGCUAGUCUUAGGUCGCUUUCAGUCUUGCCUUGUUUGGUCUGGACUUUCUGACUUUUCAGUUUGAUCCAAACCAAAAUUUCAUGUCUGAACGCUCCCCCGGACCACGGUCCAGACUUUUGUCGGACCAAACAAGUGGACCAUGAUCCCUCAAAUAAGUCUGGACUUGGUCUGGUUCAAAGUGAACCAUGGUCUGAUUCGCUUCAGGUGAGAACGUAACCAGACUUUUAAUAAGACCAAAUACAGGACGCAAACCAAAACAGCAGUGCAUCAUGGGUUGAAGACAGAUUUGUGCUACCAGCUAAGAGAAGCUACCAGCUACAUCAGACAUCAUUACUACAGUUGUUAAUGAUUCUCAUCCCAUCCCUAGGUCUACUGGCUAGAAUUCACGCUAUGUUCAAAACAUACCUCACUUGUCUUCUGUGUAAUACAUACACCGAAAACAUAUCAUAGGCACCCAUAAGGGCCCGCCUUCUCCUUCAGGAACGUGUCCUCAGAAUUAUGUCAUUCAGUCUAUGAUCAUGGCUCACACGUCUCCAUCUGUCCUGGUUGCAGCACCGUAUCAAUAUAAUAGCUGUCAAAGCCAAAGCUACACGCUGCUGCUGCUCCAUUGUUGACAGAAAAAAAAAAAUGACAGAAGGUGAUUUUCCCUCGCAAAUUUUCUGACCAAUCGCUGAACAACAUGUAGACCGCAUGAUUUACUAACAAAAAAGGUACGUUUUGACAAAUGAUGGUGUGAACUAGGACCGGACCAAAACUUAAUAGCAACAGUGUAUCAUUUCUUUCCUCUGCUCUGGACCGUGGUCUGGACUGUCAGGUGUGAAAGUGACCCAAUCCACUGUAAAACUCUAUCUUGGUUGAGAGGAAUGACAUGCUGAUCAUUGACAGCACAGUUAACACAUGUUUCUGUCGGUGUCUGAGUGGUUUGGUUUUCAUCUGUAGGGCUCCAGCUCGCAGACCGAAGAGGACGACUUCAGCGGCGGGGCCUGGGCUGCCAUGAAAGCUGAGAUGGGACUGGAUGAGAGGAACCCUUCCUGCUUCCUGCACUCAUACAGUGUUGUCAUGGUGCUCCGAAAGGUUCUUACCAACACACACUUUAAAGCUUUUGAUCCAAACUGUAAACUAAAGAGAAGCAGUCUCCUCAGUGAAACUGUAGCAGUCUUUUCUUAGGUGGAGCUUUUCAGCUUAUUAUUUCUCCUCCAUCAUAACAGACUUUGUGUCACUGCAGGAGGUCUAUUGAUGUAAUCAGGACAAAUGGUGGAGCUGUACCAGAGGUGUUUUGUAAUUAUAAACAGUAUGAUCACUCAUCAAUCACUCUAAUGGAGACUGUGCUGUUGUUCUGCUCUCCAUGUGCCUCAACCUCUGUGGGGUAUAUUGUUGUGGAUGUUCUAUCCCAUAGCUGUCCAUGAAGCAGACUUCCUUUUUAAGAUUCAGAGUCACUGGGGGGAAGCUGGUGAAGCUCAUUCAGGUUCUGCCUCCCCAAACUCCCUGCUGUACGACAAACAAAUGAACACGAAUCCAGAUCUGCUGACUGGUUGGAAAACACGUUACACCCCAGGUAGCAGAGGGAGGAUGAUCGAAACGGGUAAUACCACAUCAAACCUGGGGUGUGAUUAAAAAAAGAGGUCAGGCACACAGGUUCAAAACAAUCCUGACCACAAAAACAGCUCUCUCGUUUUUAACCCUGAACCAGAGUCCUGAGAAAAAUGCAAACUUGAUAGAACUGUCUGAAGAAGACUGAGGAGAUUUCAUGAUUGACAUAUUACCCAGAAAGCAACCUGUCACUCAGUGGCAGAAACACCCUAAAGCAUGUUCUUCCUACUUGAAAUAGUUUCAUAAUUCUACUCAGAAACAUUGUGCUCUGUUGACGAGACUUGAAACUUGCUUCUGAGACCAGAGGAAGAUUUCAAAUCAGCCAUAGAGUCCAGGUUUAGAGAAUCUUUAAUUUCAGACAAGGAUGUUGAGUUCACUUCUUUUAUCAAAUGUUGAAACAGUUUAAAAAGAUUUGUGGGACUUAAAUCAGUUCCUCUUAGUUAUGAGAAAUAGAUUUUCUCCCUUAUAAUUUAAUUAAAAAAGUGAAACUUUCCAACAUUUUAGAUUCAUCUCACACAGUAUGAAAUAUUUGGAGACUUUCUGUUUGAAUCUCAAUGAUUGCUGCUCACAGAAAUCUUCUCCCUCAAACAUGAGGUGUUUGAGGGCUUACAGGUGUCGUUUUCCUGCUGUCAGAACACCCCUGAACCAGAGACCACAUCAUAAGCAUCUCACCUGUUCUAAGAAGAAAAGAACUAUUGCUCAGGGGUCCAAAGUCCUGGUUUCAGAUGAACUUCAAUAUGGCAUCUCAUUUUAAAAUUGAGGUCCCAGAGUCUAGAAGAAGAUCAGAGAGGCACAGAGUCUAAGGUUCUUGAAGUCCAGCGUAAAGCCUCCACAGUCUGUGAUGAUUUGGAGUGCCAUCUUAUCUGCUGGUGUUGGACUGCUGAGUUUGAUCAAGUCCAGGGUCAGCACAGCCUUAAGUCUACCAGGAGAUUUUUAGAGACCUUCAUGCUUUAUCUGCUGAGAAGCUUUAUGGAGAUACAGGUUUCCUGCACCAGCAGGACCUGCACCGCCCCACAGUGCUAAAACUACCAGAGACUGUUUUGGUGACUGUGGUAUUACUGGGUCAGGUAACUCGUCUGACCUGGACCCCCAUAGAGGAUCUCUAGAGUAUAAUCAAGAGAAAGAUGAGAGACAUGAGAUUAACAAUUCAGACAAGCUGAAGGAGCUCUCAUAGAGACAGGUGCUGCGUCCGAACUGCCCGCUCGGAUACUACAUGCUACUGCUACGUGCUACUGCUAGAUCCUACUCCUACAUACUAAACACGUUUGCCCAAUUCGGACACACUAGACGAGCGGUGGGGAAAGACGACCCCCGCAGGCAGAGAGUAGGUACUGCGCCCGUGCAGACAGUGGUAACUGAAGCCCCUCAUCUGCGGGCCUGGCUGUAGUACUGCAGCUGUGCAGUUUAAUGAUGGAAUAAGUGAGCUUUACCUCCAUGAUGUCGCCACAUAUUUGCUCAUAAAAUGAUUACUUGGGCAAAUAUGACACCAUGACAUGACAAAGAGAUACAACCGCACAUUUUUUAGGACAGUGUGUGAAGUUACAUGAAACUUACAUCUGUACUGCUGCGGUCCCGCGACAUGGUGCGCGCUGUUGUGGCCAGCCGGCGUUCGCGACACAUUUAAUUAGGCAGAGCAGCUGGUGGCGCUAGCAUCACAUGCGCUUCUACAACUUUUAAGAGGACGAAGAAGAAGCCCGCGGUGCAUUUUGGGUCAGUAGCAUGCCCGUAGGAUGCACCGAGACCAACCUACAAUGUGGGCGUGUCUAGCAUCUGAAGUAGUAUCUGAAGUAGCAUGCUACUCGCUCCGGUGGCCAAUUCGGACAUGCUAGAUACUACUUCGACUACUACUUCGACUACUACUUGGCAAUUCGGACGCAGCUCUGGACUUCAUAACAGCCCAGCAGAGACACAGACUGACUGACUCCCCGCCAUGUCGCAGUGAUGCAGUAAUUCAUGCAUGAGGAGUCUUGACCAAGUACUGAGAGCAUAGAUCCUAAUUCUCCAGAGGAUUCACAUGUCUGUGUUAUGAAUCUUCUUUUUUGAGCUGUAAGCCGUAAUCAUCAAGAUUCAAACAUCCCAAGUCUGCAGAUGUUUGACUUUGGAUGUUAAAUCUGGAAUAUUUGGAAGUUUCACUUUUUUGAAUUCAACUCUUAGAAAACAUGAACCUUUUGGGACAUUGUAAUUUAUUGAGCUGCACUCGUACAGCUCUUAUUAUUAUUAUUAUUAUUAUUAUUAAUCAGACACUAUCUUGAUUGAGUGAAAUUUUUGAGACUCUAAAUGAUGAUUUUAUUUUCUUAAAAUGUUGAAUGAAUGAGAGCUGUGAUUCACACAGAUUUAAAAACUAAUGAGGGUGAACUGGGCUGGUCUCUAGGGAGUAAUAUCUCUGUAACUGAUAAUUGUUUUAGUUUGUUUCUGUUUGAAAAUUUUUUUCAGUACAGCUAAAUAAUAAACACUGUGUAAGAGUAUUAAGUCUGUGUGUAUUCAGGCUCUUUCCCUUGUUCUGUUCUUGUGUCUGCCCUUGUGCUGCUGCAGCGGCUGAAUAUCCCCUCUGGAGAUCAAUAACAGCUGACUUUAUCUGCCCUGGAGAUUAAUUGAUUAUUAGAAUGGUGUUCGGUUAAUUUUCUCACAAUCAGUCUCAAGAUUUAGUCUCUUUUUGCAGCUCUAAAAAUUGAAGUUAGCGCAGUAUGAGUGGAGAUUCUCCUGGAGGAGAAUUAUUAAUAUGUAAUGUUUGUUUUUUUCCCUCACUCUCUCAGGCUGUGCUGAAACAGCUGGCGAGAAACAAAGUGCCCAACAUGGCCGUGAUCCUGAAGAGCAUCGUCCACACACACGCUGAUGCCAAGGCUGUGUUUAAAGACCCAACAGGUGGCACACACAGACACACAAACACAACUGCACACUCUAUAUGAAGCUGAUGCUCCAGGAAACUGUACUCUGGUGGAAGAAGAGAAAGAAAGAGAGAGAGAUAAAGACGUGGUGAAGAGCGCUUUAAGCUGUUUGCUUCACAUUUGACAUUUGCUCAGUGAGAAUUCCCCGUAUCAAGCUCUGUGCGGUACAAGAGCAGAGUUCAUCUGCCGUAACAUGCUUGAUUACACCCACAAUAACACACACACAUAGACAGUACAUACUCCUCUGCAAUUGAUCUCCCCUACAGCCUCUUUCAUUCCCUCCCUCACCCUCUCCAGACCUCAAGUCUGUUUUUACCUCUGAUCCACCACUGAGCUGAGCUGGUUGCCAUGGCCCCCAGAGAGCCGCCACACGAGGUCUGCUGAUUAUUAACACUUAGGAGUGGAUGUCGUACUCAACACCAGACUUAAGUGCUUAUUAGUGAUUCAAUUGCAGUAGAUUGGCAUCAGCAGUGGGUGGGUAUUAAGUGCUUCUGACUCCACAAGGGAGCUUUCUGUCAGUAAUGUGCCUCCCACCUGCAGGAGGGCUCACAGCUUUUCCUUCUGAAGAGUCAGCAGGCCUCGGCGUCCACGUAUACACUCGGUCUGAUUAUUACCAAAUUCAGCUUGAGUCAUUCAUCAACAAAAACAAGAAAUGUUUUCUGCUCCAUGCUUCUUACAAGUAACAAUGCAGUAUUGCAGUUUUUAAAGUUUUGAGGGGUAGAUGGGCUGAAAAAUUCAAAUUAAAGAUGUUGCCUUUGGUAUCAGGAAAGUUGGUGAUGCUUUUACAAACUUGUGGUUCUGCUGCAUUGAUUUUAAUCUAAUAUUAAAACAGCAUUUGCCCUGCAACUCUAUGCUGCACUUUUUCUGCAAGAGAAGUCUGACAAGAUCUUAAUCUAAGUGUCUUACACAGAGCAUUUCAAUUAUAAAGUUUUACAAAUGUGCACCUCCAUACUGUACUGCUGUUAUAUUAAAUUAUGAUAGUUGCACAGAAGGUUGUGCUCAGUUUUUGCUAGGGCUGUAAUCAACAAAAGAAAAUCUUAGUCAACUAAAACCCUGAAAGGGGGGGUGCUCUGAAAACACCCCCAUUAGCACUUGGUACGUUCCUCCUGAUGCAAGUAACCAUAGACUGUAAAUUGACACGGAAAAAAAUCGAGUCGACCAAUCAGAAUUACAGUCGACUCAGCACGUAUCGACCAAUAAGUUGACCAGUCAACUAGGACUCUACAGCCCUAGUUUUUGCUCAUUUGUAUCAGCUGCUUUUCUUGGUCUUUUUUGACAGGACAUUGGGAGUCUUUGGGGUUUAGAUUUUUGGUUCAACAAAGGAAACUUAUUUUCAAGAGAUAUUAGUUUGGGAGGUUGUGAUAAGCAUGACUUAUUUCAUUUAUUUUUCUAAAGUAAAAAGUGAAAAUGAUCCAAACAUUAGUCCAGAAUAAAAUAACACUUUGGGGCUGGAUCAUUGGGGAAGAUUCUAAAUUAGAUAAACAUCCUCACUCUACAUUAAUCACCUUCACUUCCCGGCUACAGGCUGAUGUAAAAUAUUUGAAUUGUAAUCAUUAGUUUCUACAGUUUUAGAGAUAUUCCCUCUUAUUCUCUGGUUGCUCAUGCUUUCAUAGCUACAGAGUCUCACCAACCUCCUUGGGGGACGAAUAAACAUUCAGUGGAACGUUUCAGUCACAGUCAAGUUAAAACGGCAGUCUUAUUUGUUAUAAUUGACAUCAAAAUAAGGAUGUCUGGGGAAUUUUACAUGAAAGAAAGUGAACAGGACUUCUGCACGAGUGUUUCUUAUUUAGCUUUUUUUCUUCUUUGACACCUUAAAACAGAACUGAGAUAAAGGCCACAACUUUCAACAUUGUUUUUUGCUCUCACCACUUUAUGAAUAAAGUCACUCAGUAGCUCUCAACAACUGAGAGAAGAACUCACCAGCUCUGCUUCUGUGGCCUGGAUUUCAGGACAGGAUCCUGCUCCACUUUUUCCCAUUAGAGAAAGUUGUAGCCCAGUAGCUCCUCAGGCUGCUCUCACAUCUGCGCCUGAUAACCACCAUUAUCUCUUGAGAUGGAAAAUAUUUUCCUGACAUGAAUACCUGACACUGUUUGCCUCCUUGCUUGUUGAAGCCACCGCGAGAACAGCACCCUCUGGUGACGGGCUGCAGUAUAGGUCAUAAAUCCCUCCUCCUCCGGCAAUCCUUAUGGAGCUGUGGACAAACUUCAAAAAUGUAUUACACAGAAUAUAAUUUUUUCUAUGACUGACACUUGAUACAGCCUAUGGGUGUGCGAAGAUUGCUAUUGUUAGAGAAUUUCAACCAAUCAAAAUCAAGUGUUGAUCGUGACGGGUGAUGAUUGCUUUUAAAUAACUGGGAAUCACUCAUUGUCCUCAUGAUAAUAAUUUUGGUUGAAGGGGAGAUUCAGGGAACGGUUCAUCGGCGCCUCCUCGAGGACCGAGUGGAGGAUCUGAAGGUGGGAGCGGUGCUGCUACUUAAACAAGUAGGUCUCCUGUUGAAAAUAGUCACUCUUGAAUAUAUUUUUGAGUUCAGAUUGGUUUCAGAUUCUUUAAAAGUGUGUGCUUUGUGUCUCUGUGGACAGGUGGGUGUGUUUUCCCCCUCCCAUCGUAACCACUACCUGAACGUGACACCUAACAACCUGCUGAGGAUCUACGCUCCUGAUGGAGUCAGUCUGUCCUCCUCUCAGCUCCCCCCAGUGUCCCUGGUGAGAACUACAUCUGUGGACAGGGAACAAGAAUAAAAGAGAGAGAAUUCAAAAACAGGUUAAAUCUCUUCGGCUGUCCCUUCAGAGUGUUGCUGAUUUUCUGUUUCCUUCAAGGAGCCCAUGUUGCUGUCACCUGCUCGCUCCCGCAGCAUCAGCCGGGAGCCUGUGUCGCGGAUGCACCUGAUGUUCGAUGAGGAAGACGAUGAGGGACAGGAGGGAGGCAAAGACUUUGGACCCCCAGCAGACACAGGUGCUGGCUCCAGCAAAGGCCCCCAAGAGGCUGCUGGAGCAGCAGAGGACUCAGGCUGGGAUGCAGGUGGGGCCCUUCAAAUGGAAAAAACACUCUUGAUUCAAGAAAGAAGAAUUUUUGUUGCUCACUUCUAAAGAAAUUCACACUUUUUGACAUUUUUAACUAAAACAGCAUCUUGAAUUCAAGUCCCUUACUCUGAUAAGCAGCUAACUAACAAUUUGUCAUCUCCUCUUGUGCUUUGAAACCAUUUCAGUCCUCUCUGCCACAGCAGUGAACUUAUUCCAGAGAAGCAACAGAAAUUUAGGCUCUUUUCGUGAUCCAGAUCCUUUGGCUCAGCUAGAACCAGCUCUCCCCACUCCCAAAGGGCUCUAUAUGGCAUCAUCGUUUAAGAGCUGGCUUUUCAGUCCGAGGCAUUUGUGACUGUCACAUCACUGUUUCAGAGGUCCUAAUAUCCCUCCAUUAGUCUAUCAGUUAAAAAUGUCCUCCACCAUUUAAACACCGACAUUUAACACCUCCAAGGCAGGAAUGAUUUUAUGGCUUUGACAUUUUACUGCCUCAUCUGCAGAUCACAAAUCUCCCUCAGACGUCUUAGAAAAAAUAAGACAAGACUUUCUCUUCACUGAAGCUCCAUUUUUUGGAUAAGAUUUGCACAAAUCCAGAAAGAGUUCCAGGUAAAGGUACAUGUGUACUAACAUGGCAGGGUGAGCAAACAUGUGGAAGCCUGGUGAAAUCAGAGUUCAGCUUCUGUUCAUAUAAAGAGCUGUGGGGCAGGAGGGCGGGUGGCUUGUCCACUGAUCAUGAGUGGCCUCUUUGGUCCCCAGCUCCUACUGUGAGCCUAGAUAAGACUCUGAAACCCAUUCUGUGUGCCUAGGAUUACUGUGAUGUAAAUGCAGCUGAUUAACUGUAAGAAACUUUCACCACAGGAACUUUUACAACCACGCUUUCUGACAGAUUGGUUGAAGAAUCUUUCACACCUGCACUGAGAUUUUUUCCUUUCACCGAUAGCUUAUACAGUUGAGGUUCAAGCCAGCAAACUAAAGACACUCUGGUUUUCUGUCAGUUCUGUAGAGUCUCCUCUUUUCCCGGGGGUCUGUUGUCCAGUAACAACAAAGAUGAACAAAAAAUAAACACAACUUCUCUUCUGUAUGUUUCUUUUUUAGAGAACAGUUUACUUUCAUGUGUUGCAUUGAAAAAAUAGAUGAAUUUAAAAAAAAAACUGCCCAAACAUGAAAGUGGCAAAAUAAGAAUAACUCUACAAUGACACAGGUAGCACAAUAAAGAACGGCAUGGCUAUGAAAACUAAAAAGGCAGACCUGGCUUGAUUUAAAAUACUCUUCAGUCAUCGGGAAUCAGCUGUUAGCAUAGACAUUAGCAUGAAUGUGCCAGAAAUCAAGACCUCAGACUGUUUGUCCCCCCACAUAAGGAUGAGUGUAUUUGUCAAUGCCAAAUAUUUGGCAUUGCUUUUUCACUUAUUUUGCCAGUGUAAAGGUCGUUACACACCGGCGAAUUACGUGAAAAAGCAAUGCCAAAUAUUUGGCUUGCACCAGAAACAAUGACGAUAACAUCCUCAAGUGAUGAUGACCUGGUCAUGGUUGUAAGCCUAUUAGAUAACAAGAAAAAGAAGAAUCAAAGUGUCUGGGUACAUCCAAUACUGACCUUGCGACAGGAGAUGGGGGAGCUCCACACAACAAGCCAGGAGCUCAAAUUGUAUCCUGAGAAAUUCAGACAAUUCUUCGGGCAAUUUCAGCCGGUGUGGAAGCUUGCAUUGACUUUAUGAAGUUUAAAAAAAAGCAGAUUAUUUGCUUCGCAACUUCACUUCGCUAAUCCGCCGGUGUGCAAAGACCAUCAGUCUUACAGUAUGAUCUUGACGUAAGUUGCACACAUACUCAUGUUCUUUUGUGUGUCUUUGUGUGUUUUGUGCAGAUGAUGACCUGGAUGAUCUUCUGGGAGAACUACCUGAGGACACCUACAGCCUCUGAUAUCAUUUUCCUGAUCGAUUAUUCUGCAGUUACUUGAUUUAUUUUCUCUCUGCUUUCUCACUCUAGAGUUUGUCUUUUUAUAUAUGUUGUAAAGAUGUUUUUGACACCCACUUCAUUGACACAAUAGAGAAGAGAUCAUUUGUGUGGCUGCUUUGUCGUUGCUUUACAUCACUGAUGAUGGAUAGAUGACAGAAUGCUGUAGUUACUUUCAUCAUUUAUAAAGUACUGAACUCCAAGGAUUAGCUCUCUCUUUCUCUCUCUCUCCCUCACUGGCUCAGGAUUGUGUUUGUGUUGUGUAUUUAGGAUUUAGCCCCCUCUUCCUCUUCUUUACAUUCUCAUCCAUCGUUGCACUUUCCUUCAGUGACUUUGAAAAGCAGGGCUCAUCCGAACAGCAUUGAUUAUCUAAUUAUGCAGAAUGAAAACAAGAUGAAGCGUCUGCGUCUUCCUCUCCGUUUUUUUGUCCUUGUCCUCUACUUUCAGUCCUCCAGCUGCAGCUGAUAAACUCUAACCCCAGCCUGUUUGCCAUGCAUUAAGAGGUGUAUCAGAGGGUUCCAGGCAGGGAUUGCAGGGCAGCGGUCCCGUGUGAUUUUACUGACCAAAAUACUGUUUACCCAGCCCUGUCUGCAGAAAGCCAGAGCCAUCAGGGUGCAGUCUCAGUGUGACUAACAGGCUCUUUACUGUAUGGAGGCUUUCCCAAUAGGAUCUGAGACCCACAUCCAGACUCCUUUACCACCUCUGCCUCACAGACUCAGGGUAAUCCUCUACGCCUUUUUGCAGUUAGUGUUUAAUCAGCCACUUAAACUGCCUGUUUGUGUCUUAAAGACAAAAUAUGGGAACAAUAUUGCAUUUCUUUGUUUUUGCCUCGCUUCUGUUUCUCAAAAAAAAAAAAAAAAAAUUACAUUACUGACUGUAAAUAUUUGAACAGCGGGACAUUUUCUGUUGUUUUGGCUGCAUACUCCUGUCUGCUAUAUUGGUACUUAAAUAACACUGUUCAGCCACUCUGUGGGUAAAGUGCUGCUGACUCCAGCCUCAAAUUAAAGUCAUAUUCAUUCUUUGUUUAGCUUGAAAAAA
Molecule: messenger RNA, 14519 nt
Organism: Xyrichtys novacula (pearly razorfish)
Lineage: Eukaryota; Metazoa; Chordata; Actinopteri; Labriformes; Labridae
Source: the annotation of a GenBank genome assembly